Molecule: messenger RNA, 6647 nt
Organism: Acipenser ruthenus (sterlet)
Lineage: Eukaryota; Metazoa; Chordata; Actinopteri; Acipenseriformes; Acipenseridae
Product: neural cell adhesion molecule 2-like
Exons: 19
Coding region: 260-2833 (857 amino acids)
Biological process (GO): cell adhesion
Cellular component (GO): membrane
Molecular function (GO): protein binding
Source: RefSeq, a predicted model, not a curated record
CUCUUAAACACAGCCUGGGUGUAGCUUCUUCCAGUACUAGUUAUGUUUUCCUUUUGCGGAUGGAUAUUGGUUAAAGAAAGAUAUGUUGCUGCGGAUGCAGACUCUGUUGCUUGAGCCCUUCUGAAUAUAGUGGUGCAGUCAGUGAGGUUGCGUGCGCUCCAGUCUCAGUGCGAGAGAGAGUAGAGCGUGAGAGAGUCUUGAUUUAUUCUACAGUACACUUGCGACUAACAGGAGCUGUUCAACACAGAACCAGUUGAAAAUGAUUCUCAACCUGCUGUAUUUCCUCGGAUUGCUCAUCUGCAGCAGUCAAGAUAAUUGUGCAAAAAGAUCUAAUCGCCACAUCUUGGAUUGUCUUUUGAAUGGUCAACUGAGAGCUGUUCUUCAAGUGACGAUUUCACUGAGCAAAGUGGAGCUGAGUGUGGGGGAGUCCAAAUUCUUCACCUGCACAGCAAUCGGAGAGCCAGUCAGUAUAGAGUGGUUCAAUCCGCAGGGAGACAGGAUUGUAUCCUCGCAGCGCGUGGUCCUGCAGACCGAGUCCAUUCGCUCCCGACUCACCAUCUACAACGCCAAUGUGGAGGAUGCCGGUAUAUACCGGUGCCAAGCAGCCAACGCCAAGGGGCAGACACAGGAAGCCACGGUGGUUCUGGAAAUCUAUCAGAAGCUGACGUUCCAUGAUGUGAAGACUCCCCAGGAGUUCCGUCAGGGGGAGGAUGCUGAAAUUGUCUGCAAUGUGAUCAGCUCCCCUGUGCCUAUUGUAACCUGGAUCUACAACAACAGAGAAGUCACUGCAAUGACAGAUGAUCGGUUGGGAGUGCUCCCUAAUGGCAACAUGCAGAUCCAGAAGGUGGGUAAAAGCGACGAGGGGGUUUACCGCUGCGAGGCCCGGGUGGAGGCUCGGGGGGAGAUCGACUUCAGGGACAUCGCUGUCAUCGUCAACGUCCCUCCAGUUCUCACUGUGCCUCAGAAGUCCUUUAAUGCAACCGCAGAUCGACAGGAGUCGGUGUCUUUUAUCUGCACAGCCUCUGGGUCCCCUGAGCCAGCCAUCACCUGGUACAGGAAUGGCAGGCUGAUUGAGGAGUCGGACCAGUACUUCCUGAAGGGGAGGAGCGCAGAGCUGACUGUGCGCAAUAUCAAGCAGUCCGACGGAGGCCCCUAUUCCUGCAGGGCCACAAACAAAGCCGGUACUGAGGAGAAGGAGCUGCUUCUCAAAGUUUUCGUUCAGCCCCACAUCACCCAGCUGAAGAACGUGAGCGCAGUGGAGGGCAGCCAGACCCAGAUCUCCUGCACAGCGGAGGGGGAACCGGUCCCAGAGAUAUCCUGGAGGAGGCCGAGCAAUGGGCAAACCUUUGCAGAUGGAGACAAGAGCCUGGAUGGCCGGAUGGAGGUGCGGGGACGGAUCGGCACGUCAGCGUUGACCAUCUCGGGGGUUGGGCUGUCCGACUCAGGCUGGUUCAACUGCGAGGCAGCGAGCAGGAUCGGAGGGCACCAGAAGGGCAUGUACCUGGAGAUUGAAUAUGCACCAAAGUUUCAGUCCAAUCAAACAAUAUAUUAUUCCUGGGAGGGGAACCCUAUCAAUGUCAGCUGUGAUGUCAUCGCCAACCCCCUGGCCUUCAUUGAGUGGAGACGGAACAAGCAGGUCCUGAGGACUGAGAGCUCGGGCAAUAUCAGAAUAUACAGCACAGAGGGUCGAGCCCUCCUAGAGGUCACUCCAAUGUCCGAUAAGGAUUUUGGCCAGUAUGACUGCACAGCUGGAAACACCAUAGGGAGGAGAUCUCAGGAGUAUAUUCUGGCACAGGCUGACGUGCCCUCAAACCCCUAUGCUGUGAGGCUGAGCUCAGUGUCCCAGGCAAUGGCGACAAUCUCCUUCACAAAGCCAGAUUCGCAUGGUGGGGUCCCCAUCAGCUACUACCAGGUGGACUUCAAGGAGAGCGUCUCCGAAGACUGGAGAGUAGUGCGAUCCCACGGGAUUCUGACAAUGGUUCUGCUGACUAACCUGGAGCCCAACACCACCUACGAUGUCAGAGUGGCAGCUGUGAACGGGAAAGGCCGGGGAGAGUACAGCAGAAUAGAGAGUUUCCAGACGCUACCAGUCCGGGAGCCCAGUCCCCCGAAAGUGCACGGCCAGAGUGGAAGAGGGAAAGCCUUCCAGCUCAGCAUCACCAAGCAGGACGAUGGUGGAGCACCAAUCCUGGAGUACAUCGUCAAGUACAGGAGUAAAGAUAAAGAUGACCAGUGGAUAAAGAAGACAGUCAUUGGUGCCAAAGACCAAAUCAUCCUGCAGCAGUUACAGUGGAACACUGAAUAUGAAGUCGAGAUUACUGCAUUAAACAAACUGGGUCCUUCAGAACCAGCAGUCUACCAGUUCACCAUGCCACAGAAGUCAGAUAUUACAGACACCCUGUUCAGCGGUCUGGGUCUGGGGGCGGUGGUGGGGCUGGGCGUGGCAGCCCUGCUCCUUGUCCUGGGGCUUGUGGAUGUCAGCUGUUUCUUCCUGAAGCAGUGCGGCCUGUUGAUGUGCAUCACCCGGAGGUUCUGCGGGAAGAAAACAGCCACCAGCAGCAAGAGCAAAGACCUGGAGGAAGGCAAAGCAGCGUAUCUGAAGGAUGGGUCGAAGGAUCCAAUUGUUGAGAUGCGAGCGGAAGAGGAGAGAAUAACUAACCCUGAUGAUGGGAGCCCUGUAAACGAACCGAAUGAGACCACACCACUUACAGAGCCAGAGAAGCUACCACUGAAAGAAGAGAACGGCAAAGAAGCCCUGAAGCCAGACGCCAUUGAGGUCAAAGUUCAUGGUGACAACAGCAUCCAGACAAACGAAGGGGACAGCAAAGCAUAAUGGGAAACCCGGAAAUUACAAUAACAUUCGUAGCAAGCAACCCUGUGAACAAAACAAAUAAAAGGAACAAAUGAAAAUAAAAUGUUAAAUAUGUGAGAUGAACUGUAAGAUUGGGUAACUGAGUCAAUGUGUAAAUAUAGAUGGAGAAAGCCCACUGAGUCUAGUUUUGUGAUAAUCAGUAAUAUCCUGUGCAGAUGUCACUGGUCCGCAGUGACGGUUGUACAGCAAUGGUUUUUAGGUCCUGCCUGUCUGCUUUGAUUCUUAAUUUCUCUUUUACAUUAAUAAGAUGCAUCCAGUCCAAGCUGAUCAAGGAGUACCAAGAUGAAGUUCUCCAUCAUUCUGAGUGGCAAGCUUUGUGAUGAACCAGUUCCUUUUUGUUGGCGGUGGUGGGACUGGGUUUCUUACAGUGGUUAGAUUGGGCAAUGUUUCCAUGCCUCACAUGAGGGGGUUCCCACACCAGACAUGUCUCACUCCAUGGUUCAUGAUGUUGGAAUGAUGUAUGGUUGUUGCACAUUUUAAUUGUCAUCUUUGCCCUUCUGGUACUUAUUUAUUUUAUUGUGACAUUUAUUUGAUCAGGCAGCAGUUUUAUAGUAUGUGUUCAACUGCUGAUUAGUAUUUGACCGAUUGUCACACAUACCUUGAUGUUAUGGGUGUAGCGGUUUCUGCAAUCGACGUUUCCAUCUAGUGUUCCUCCACUUGUAUUACACAGCACACCGUAGCAAAAACAGGAUGUGAAACAGCCAUGAGAGUCAACACCAGUUCAAUUAGAGAGAUCAAAAGUUGGAGGCCUGGCAGCCUGGAGAUUAUGCAUUUCAAAUGCUGUGCUACUAUUCACAACACAGGGGUUACGCCAGUGUCUCAUCUCAGUCAGUGUUGCCAUGCUGUUGUAAAUGUCUUGACAACGUGUACGAGAUAGAGGUGAUACAAAUGUAACAGAAAUGUGUAUGGCAUGUUCUACUGCCAAAUAGUUUUUCAAGCUUCUAAUCUGAGGAUGGACUAAUAUCAUAACAUGUAUUAUUUCCAAGAACUGAAAGCUUCCAACCCUACCUCUAGGUGAAAAGAGAAUUAUUAUUAUUAUUAUUAUUAUUAUUAUUAUUAUUAUUAUUAUUAUUAUUUCAAGAAAAUGGUUAAACAGCUCCUUUUGCCUCCCAAAAUCAAUUUCACUGAAUUGUAAUAAACCUGACAUUGUAGGUUAUGCUAGGGUAGUGUAUACGAUGUUAAUAUAAUACCACUGGAACAAUUAACAUUCAUCUUCUAAUGUGUAAUGUCAUUUGAGUCAAAAUGUGUAAUUAAACUUGCCCAUGCAUCUAUUAUUUUUUUUUCUCAAAGUAAUUUUCAAAUAAUGAAUCAAUUCUGUUACACAUGGGAAAGUAAGUGCUUUCAUGUAUUUAUUUAUUUAUUUAUUUAUUUAUUCGUCAAAACCAUUGAUUCAUGUUACAGUUAAUUAAUGUGAUGUAUUUAGGGGUAGAAUUUAAACUAACAUGGAGAAUUGCUGUAUACUGUAACAAAUACUGGUAAUGAUGUCCACUAGAACACAAAUUCUAUCAGUGAAGUGUUUUUCUGUAUGUUCAGAUUAAAACUAACACAGUUUACUUUCCUGGAAGCUGAGCUGUGGUUACUGUGCACAGUCUGUAUCAGCACUUCCUCUGCAGAAGCAACAACCUUCUGCCAUAAAUAAUAAUAAUAAUAAUAAUAAUAAUAAUUAUUAUUAUUAUUAUUAUUAUUAUUAUUAUUUACUUUUUAGCAGACACCCUUAUCCAGGGCGACUUACAAUUGUUACAAGAUAUCACAUUAUUUCACAUUACAUUGUACAGAUAUCACAUUAUUUUUUUCAUACAAUUACCCAUUUAUACAGUUGGGUUUUUACUGGAACAAUCUAGGUAAAGUACCUUGCUCAAGGGUACAGCAGCAGUGUUCCCCACCUGAGAUUGAACCCACAACCCUCCGGUCAAGAGUCCAGAGCCCUAACCACUACUCCACACUGCUGCCCUUAACCCCGCUGCUCCCUGAACCACGGAAAAAUAAAACUAUUCGAUAUCAAACAUAGCAUAGACUAACUGCUGGCUUGAAAGAUUGAUGAUGACAAUAAUAAUAAUAAUAAUAAUAAUAAUAAUAAUAAUAAUAAUAAUAAUAAUAAUAAUAAUAAUGGAGCAAUAGUGAUCAUAACCCUUUAUUGUAGGCUCACUCCCACGUGGAUCUUGAAUAAGGCAUGGAUUUUCAGCUGGAACAGGUCACACUUAAUUCUACACGUAAUUAAGCGAGAGGGAGAAAAGAGAGCUGUGAGAAUAUUAGCUUGUAAAGGUCCAGAGUGCACCGGGGGACACAUGGUAGAAACAAGAAAAAGAUGUUGUCAUGGUUAACAGCUUGUGUUUAGUAAAACAGAGACAGAGGCUGCUUUAUCAUUUAGAUUGGCUGUGCUACCCUGUAUGUCUUUAGAUUGCUUAUCAUUUUACAUGUAAAAUACUGAUCCAGUCUGUAAUUAAGUGAAACCCAACUUGGCUUGCAUACUGUUUACAAAAUAAACAUCCAGAUUGGAUUAAAAAGUACCUGAUUGUGUCUCUGGUCAAGACAUCCCUUACCUGAACUAUAUAAUACAGUACGUUUCUGAUGAGCCCGACGUCACAAAUAAUAUACUUCUGGUGGCACAGCAGUUUGUUUUGUAUCGUACCACAUUGAACAUAACCGUCAAUCGAUUUUUAUAGGGUAGUUUAUUUACACCCUUUUUGUUUUGGAAAAUACGAUGAUUGACAAUAAUUGGAACUGAAAACAUCCCGCUGUUCUUCUACCCUCAGUGUUAUCUGAAUAAAAAAACAACGUCUCUCCAUUCCAGUAAAGCCCUCUCUGUAUAUCCCUGCUUCUCUGACUUAUUUGAAAAUGAUUUCAUGUAAAUUUUGUCAAUAAACGUAUAAAAUGCAGAACCAUUUUCUCUGUUCUUAUUUGAAUCCUGUACAUAACACAUACAGUAGUAGCUGGUUUAUACAGCUUAUUGAAAUACAUGAGGACAUGAGCCAAGCAGUCGCUUGAUAGGGUUAAUUGUAUUGCAGCACACAAGCCAUGCAGGCCAGAGAAAGGCAUCCAGUUUUAUUAAGAGGACCGUUCUGAUGUAUUAAAGGACACUACAGUACCUGUGAAAUAUUGAGAGGACUCUGACAUGUUAAAAGGACAUACUGAUUAAUGAAACAAUCCCCUGUAGGUUCGGUGUUGUAUUUUUAUUUUUUAAUGACAUUAGUUAAAUGUAAUAAAUUGAAAGAUGGCAAAAUAAUUUCCUGGCUGCAAUGCAAUUAGAAUUUUGCAUCCGCAAUUAUUUGCACUGCCUCUAUACUUAAAUCAACCCCUAAGUGUCUCUAAUUACUGUGUAUUUACAUAUUAGUUACUUAGAAAAUACGUGUGUACUUACACAUAAAUACAAUAUUAUUAUGCAUAGUUAUUAUGUAUAAAUCUUAUGUAAGUUCACAAUUGUAUCAGAAAAGGUUUAGAGUUAGGGUCAGGGUUAUUUCAUGCAAAACAAUUACACAUUAAUUACUUUGUAACUAUAUAUAAUAACAUUGUAAUGUUGUACAAGUAAACAUGUAUUUACUAAGUAACUACUAUGUGAAUACACAGUAACACAGACACUUAAUGUAAAGUGUUACUGACUGACUUAUUUUCAUCACAGUCAAACAGAGGGAACAAUCAGGGAAUCUAGUAAGUGACACCAUUGCAUUGGCAUCAGCCCUGAAGCCAACAGGUACAGUCCCAUUAUACUAAAGCUGAACUAAACAGUGAUGGAUUGUGUCCCUCUUGAAAGCACGUCACUGUCAUUAACACGCUAUGU